UGAUGACCCAGAGGUGAGAGCUCUUGCUAUGCUGCGGAAAAAUACCCCUUCGCAUGUCAUAGUUCGCAGAUUGUAGGGAUAAUUCGAGUUUUCUGGCUAAUCUCGAUGCACAAAAGCACGCGAACUACCAAAACAGGAACGCAAUAUGUGUUUUCCGAACACGCCUGCCUCAAUCAAGGUUUUAGCGGCCUUCUGUUUCUGCGUGAACAUGUUCAACCUGAUAUAUCUGUUCAUGCGCUACCAAGACCUGCUGCCUCCAGACGCGCGGCUUGUAAAGCAAGAAAUCGAGAAAGUCAUGCCCGACGUCAAGAACCUCGACAAGUACUUGACUCGGAGAGACGGGGCUCUCUUCCUGGGCAGCCUCGCGGGAACCAGCGUUAUGUUCGAUUUCAUCCUUUACGUGGGAGUAGAACGCCAACAGCCCAGCCUGAUCCUGAGCGCGUGGCUUUGGGGCGUCGUCGACUGUUCCGUCGAUGCCGCCGUUGGGAUCGCGUCGGGAAAUUGGACCUUCAUGGACUGGCUUGCACUAGAGCCAGAAAACUACACGACUGAGCCCGUAGAAACGUCUCUACACUUAUACAGAAGGAUGUACGGCAACACUACCGCGCAGCAGACGACGUCUACGACCAUAGCCACUGAUGAAGGGCCUCGUGGCAACGACACCGAGUACGCCCGAGGUCGGAAAAAGCCCAUAUACAGGAAGGCACACGGCAGUGCUACCGUGUCACAUAAGAUGACGAAAAUCAAUGCCACCGGAGGUGAUCGUCGUACCGUGCACGCUCCAUCUCAGAAAGUAUUGGUAAGCGGCUACGAGUCCAUCGCGGCCAAUUCUACGGCCUACCGACUUACAGAGGAGCAAACUGCCGUGCUCGUCGUCUACAUCAUAUUGCGCCUGGCAUUCAAGCUCAUGGCCCUGGCGGGCAUCAAGGACUACUCGAGCUACGUGAUGACUCAGCGCCAGAGGCGGCAGCUGGAGAAGCGACGAGACUACGAGGCCCAGCAGACGAACAUCAUGGACCCCAGCGGGGUUCAGACGCAGGACUCGAUGCGCGGCUUCUCGGUGCCCUUGCCAGUGAUGAUGCCGCCUGGCGAGCUCGCGCCCAUGCCGCCGGAACCCCUGGCGCCCCCUCCAGGCCACGUGACGCCCCCUCCAGGCCCCCUGCCGCACCCUCCAGGCCAUCUGCCACCCCCUCAAGGCCCCCUGCCGUACCCUCCAGGCCCCGUGACGCCCCCUCCAGGCCCCCUGCCGCACCCUCCAGGCCCCCUGCCGCACCCUCCAGGCCACCUGCCACCCCCUCAAGGCCACCUGCCACCCCCUCAAGGCCCCCUGCCGUACCCUCCAGGCCCCAUGCCGCACCCUCCAGACCCCAUGCCGCACCCUCCAGGCCACCUGCCACCCCCUCAAGGCCCCCUGGCGCACCCUUCAGGCCCCAUGCCGUACCCUCCAGGCUCCCUGCCGUACCCUCCAGGCCCCCUGCCACACCCUCCAGGCCUCAUGCCGCAUGUAUUACCGCCGGCUCCCCUACAUGGAAGUGCGGAGGCCAACGACGCCCUGGUUCCCUGGAGUUCUCCCCACCCAUAGGAAAUACGUAUUCGACGACAUUGUAAACUUCCCACGUAAUAUUACGUGUCCGAAUAUCUAUUUGUCCACCUCUUCUUUUAGCGCCCUCGGUGAUGCGCAGAGGGACGAGCAGUGUCGGUCAGUAACCCAUUGUCAAGUUCCUAAGGUGAUUCCAAGUACGUAGCCAGCAAGACCGACAUUAUUUUUGGGCACAUAGCACGAUGUGAUGUCCUGGUUGUAGUUAUACAAAAAAUUGUCAAACGCGACACAAAGCGGUGCUAGGUUUUUGACGGAUCGGGUAAAUGGAAGAUGUUGUGGUGUCGGUGAUUCUCGUGUGAAUACGUUUUCCACAAAAAGUGACACGCUUUUGUUAUUGCUUUGCGCAUUCUACGCCACUGCAGAAUGUGAGCUAAAAAAAAUUCCGCUACAUGGAGUAAGCAAAGCACGUGUUCACGCUCUUAAAUGAGAUGUGCGACACAUCUAGAAUGAAGUGAUAUAGUAGACGCAAAAUCAUGCUGUCUUUAACACCUGGAGAAAAUUUGACAAAUUUGCAGAAACCUGGAAAUGCACAAUAUCGGUCUAAAAAAAUCACUCGUGUUGUUUUUCCUAUCGUUUCUUAAAGUGCUCUCCUUGUUCGAAUACGCAUGAUGACACAGUGUGAUAUCAUUGCCCUCUUGGCACAGUGACGGGCGGACUUCAACUUACGUCACGAGAAAUCGUUGCUCUAAAUAAAG
Dermacentor albipictus is the source of this 2295-nucleotide messenger RNA. RefSeq lists its product as uncharacterized. Lineage: Eukaryota; Metazoa; Arthropoda; Arachnida; Ixodida; Ixodidae. The record is from RefSeq and is a predicted model, not a curated record.